AAUAGAUUGAUUCCUGCACAUUGUGGGAAACACAGCGUCUCCAGCAGCCUGGAGUCUGACAGUCUCAAAGCAUGGAACCUUUGGACCUGCUGGGCUUUCUAAUCACCACGUUAAAUUACAAUGUGACUAUUGUAGGAAAGCUCUGGCUUGUCGUCAUGAUCCUGCUGAGGAUGCUGAUGAUCAUUUUGGCAGGGUACCCCAUCUACCAAGACGAGCAGGAAAAGUUUGUCUGCAAUACUCUGCAGCCAGGGUGUGCUAAUGUCUGCUACGACAGCUUCUCCCCGGUGUCGCACUUCCGGUUCUGGCUGCUGCAGAGCGUGUCCGUCCUCCUUCCUUACUCGCUCUUCAGCGUCUACGUGCUCCACCGAGGAGCCAUGCACGCGGUCUUCCGACGCUCCCGGGCCGAGAGCCGCCCAGGGGGCCCGGACCCGUCGCCCCAAAGGAUGCUAGCCAUCCCAGACUUCUCCCCCGGCUACGUCGCCCACCUGCUGCUCCGCAUCCUGAUCGAGGCCGCGUUCGGGACCUUGCACUACAUCCUCUUCGGCUUCGUGGUUCCAAUGAAAUUCUCUUGUUCCGCCGCGCCCUGCGGCAGCAAGGUGGAAUGUUACGUCUCCCGGCCCACGGAAAAGUCCAUCAUGAUGCUGUUCACCUGGGGCGUCAGCGGCCUGUCCUUCCUCCUCAGCGUCGUGGACCUAAUAGGCAGCGUGCGGAGGAUGGGGCGCCGGCGGCUGGCCGCUGCUACCUGCAGGAGGGAGCACCUCGCCCUGCUCUCCCUCGCGGGCCACGUGGAGGAGCGUCGUCCCAUCAGCAAGGACGCUGGGUGGGAGGAGGGGGAGGGGGUGAAGGUGCCCACGUGCCCAGGCUUGUGGGCCGCAGAGGAGGACGCCGGGCCCCACCUCCACAGCCCCAGUGAGAAGUCGGGCAUGUCUGGGAGGAUGGAGCUUCCAGACGAGGCGGGGAGGGAGGUGGUGUCCUUGGCCAGUGAGGAGCUGGCCAGUGCCCAUCAAGGGCUCCGGGGCAGAGGGCACAGAGGGGUCACCCAGGACCCAGGGACGGAAGGCCCCUCUAACUGGGGAGGGCCCCCUUCAGCUCCCCGGAGCCGGCUGGCGGGGCAGUAUGCCUCCAGCAAGCUCCAGCCGCAGGACCGGCUGUCCAGUUCCAGCAGUGCGGCCUGCCUGGGAGCCAAGAAGUCUGAAUGGGUGUGAGGAGGGAAGGCUUGGAGCUGGGGGUGGACCGAGCACCCGAAGCCACUGCUCUCUCUGAACGGAAACACCACAGUGGCAUUUGAGAAAUCCUGUCACUUGACUGAUUCUCUGAGAUUAACCAGCAGAAAGUCAAACUGCCUUCGAGACUAGUGGGAAACUCUAAUGCAGCCUCAGUAACAGUUUUAGUUUAGAUAAUUCUUUCUGUUGAGCAAAUUAUUUGACGACCAAAUGCUGACAAGAAAGAAGCUACCAUGACUUACUGAAGGGUGUCGGGUAUUGCUUACCUUGAAACACAGUCAUCCUGUCCAUGUACCUUAUAGGACACAGAAGUGCCCCUGUGGGUUUCCGAGAAUGGAACCCUGGAUGGAAGCAGAAAGCCCUGCUUUCUCCUGUCGGGUGGCUGGUGGCUUUGAACUGCCGACCUUUCAGAUCACAGCCCAGCAUGUAACCUUUAUAAUUGGAAUACUUAGGUUGGUCCUAUUAAUUCUCUACCAUAAUGUGUGCUUAGUGUACAGUAUCUUCUCUUGAAUUAGUAGGACUCAUUAAUUUUGUAGUGCUUUCUGGUGAAUUGUGCUGAAGAUUUUUGGUUUCGCAUGUUUUUGCUCCUUGGAGGAAAGAGGCAUGUGUGUCGUCAAUAGAGAGUUGUCAAUUGGAGUUUAAUUUACCCACACCUCUUUAAUAAAAAGGCAUGCAUUGUAA
Messenger RNA from Echinops telfairi (small Madagascar hedgehog), 1904 nucleotides. It is a transcript of the gene GJD4, whose product is annotated as gap junction protein delta 4. Gene Ontology annotation, biological process: cell communication. The transcript is spliced from 2 exons. The record is from RefSeq and is a predicted model, not a curated record. Bases 72 to 1205 code for a protein of 377 amino acids. Gene Ontology annotation, cellular component: connexin complex. Lineage: Eukaryota; Metazoa; Chordata; Mammalia; Afrosoricida; Tenrecidae.